Anguilla anguilla (European eel) is the source of this 1962-nucleotide messenger RNA. Its product is annotated as interferon regulatory factor 3-like. Gene Ontology annotation, biological process: regulation of transcription by RNA polymerase II; immune system process. The coding region runs from base 149 to 1504 and encodes 451 amino acids. Gene Ontology annotation, cellular component: nucleus. The record is from RefSeq and is a predicted model, not a curated record. The transcript has 11 exons. Lineage: Eukaryota; Metazoa; Chordata; Actinopteri; Anguilliformes; Anguillidae. Gene Ontology annotation, molecular function: DNA-binding transcription factor activity, RNA polymerase II-specific; protein binding; RNA polymerase II cis-regulatory region sequence-specific DNA binding.
GGUUUGAAACAUUUAAUUCAUUUGAGAGGACAAGAGUGGCAGUAUAACUAACGUAUGCUGACAGGGUCAUUUUAUGCACAUUUCGCACGAUUAAAUCGAGACUGUCAAGUGAACUUCAUAUCGCACGGUGUCGUAUUGUCUUCCCGAAAUGGCGGCAUCAAAGCCUCUCCUCAUCCCUUGGUUGAUCGAACAGAUUGACAGUGGGCGAUACCCUGGGGUGAACUGGGCCAAUCAGGAGCGCACGGAAUUCUGUAUCCCGUGGAAACAUGGUUUGAGACAGGACUCUUCUGAUGAUGAUGUUCGAAUUUUUAAGGCAUGGGCAGAGAUAAGUGGUGCGACCCAUACUGAUGCCUCAGUGUGGAAACGCAACUUCCGCAGCGCUCUCCGUGCCAAAGGCUGUGAAAGGAUCACAGACAAGAGUAAUGAUGCUGCUUACCCCCACAAAGUGUUCCGGCUGCCCCAGAGAGAGCAACGCAGGAGAUACCAGGAACCUGUUGUAAACCCAACUCCAGGUCCGCCACUGGCAAGUCCAAUGCCAACUGUUGAGAAUCUUGCAGAAGACACACCUAUCCAAGGCAUAGUAUAUGCCGUGCCUGAAUAUUCCUACUCACCAGAUGGACUAUCCCCUGCAGUGGAUAAAGAUGUGCUUGAGCAGUCUUUGAUGGGAUUGAAUAUUUAUGAACCUCAACAAGUAAUAAUGCAGCCUGCAGAAGUGGUGUCAGCUGUCGUGAUUCCAGAACAGGAACAUUCUAGCACCGAAGCAAUGGCCACAGACCACAGCAUGCAGAGAAUGGAGCAGCUUACGUACACAAUGAGUUCAUCCGUGGUGAACGGCACUCUGAGUACCCAGUUUAAGGUGUCAGCAUACUACAGAGGAGUGAAGGUUUUGGAACAGCUGGUGGAGAAUAAUGCAGGGUUCAAAGUAUUGUUCAGGCCUGAGAAUACGGAGUCUUCGAGUGCAUUUGCUAGGUCUGACCCUGGGCUCACACCAAUUUACCUACCUGGAACAGACCAGGUCACAAUUUAUGACAGGACACAGGCCCGGCUCACCCAGCAAAUUCUGGACAAGCUGGGUGAUGGAUUAGAGGUAUUGGUUGGUGGGUCAUCAGUGUACGGACUGCGAAGAGGUGGCAGCAAAAUCUACUGGAGUCUUUGUAAGUUUCCGAACAGCAACAUUCCUCAAGAGGUCAGCAAACAAGAAGGACAGAUCCUGUACUCUAUGAAGGAUUUCAUCCAAGGGCUGAUGAAUUUCAUAAGCAGUGGGGGUGAAUCCCCCUCUUUUUCCCUCUUCUUUUGCAUUGGGGAGAAAUGGCCAGACCCGGAACACAAGCCCUGGGAGAAGAAACUCAUCAUGCUGGAGGUCAUCUUAACUUCUUUGGAGUUGCUGAAGUUGAUAGCAGUGGAUGGUGGCGCCUCCUCUCUCCAGUCCGUGCAGCUGCAGAUCUCUGAUAAACCCAGCCUAAUGGAUGCACUGGAACAGUGGAUGGACACGUUAGAGAGUUGAUAUAUUGCUGCUCUAUGAAACUAUGGGUUGAUGUGCGGCUGUGCAAUUACAGUUAUGGGGACUCAUUUAUAAAAUGGACUUACGAUCAAUUUUGAUCUUAAGUAUGACUUACGCGGAAAACCACGUAUAAGUAGUUAUUUAUAAAACCUUACUUUGACAUGGAAAUGAUCUUAUCUCUACGCAGUCUAGACUUGACGUAAGUGAUUUUCCUGCUGGUUAUGUAUGGCUAUUUUUUUCCCCUUGCAGUUUAAGGUCAGACCACUUCUUUUUCAGAUCAGCCACAGUUAUGUCUUGCUGCCCCACCUCGUUCACUGCAGCGGCGACACACUCCCAAGCUACCUGUUUGGCUUUGUUUGUCAACCCACUAUUUAGUCCACUGAAUAAUACGUGUUGCCUGUCUUCAAUCUCCUCUACCAUCGCCGUGAUCUCGUCUUCCAAAAAGUUCGCUUUUCUCUUUU